Molecule: messenger RNA, 3477 nt
Organism: Diplodia corticola
Lineage: Eukaryota; Fungi; Ascomycota; Dothideomycetes; Botryosphaeriales; Botryosphaeriaceae
Product: dna binding regulatory protein
Exons: 3
Coding region: 1-3477 (1158 amino acids)
Biological process (GO): DNA-templated transcription; regulation of transcription by RNA polymerase II
Cellular component (GO): chromatin
Molecular function (GO): RNA polymerase II cis-regulatory region sequence-specific DNA binding; DNA-binding transcription factor activity, RNA polymerase II-specific; zinc ion binding
Source: RefSeq, a predicted model, not a curated record
AUGGCUGCCCCUGUCACGGUCGACGCUGCGAAUAGUGCUGGCGACGCAUCUGCAGACGUGAAAGCGUCGUCCCCUAAUGCCAAAACCGACUCGUCUCAGCCUGCUCCUAACGCGAACUUCCCGCCUCCCAAGACCGACAAGCCAAGGCCACACGUGUGCGGUACCUGCGGUCGCUCGUUCGCGAGGCUGGAGCAUCUGAAGCGCCACGAGCGCUCCCACACAAAAGAGAAGCCCUUCGAGUGUCCACAAUGUACAAGAUGUUUUGCCAGGCGCGAUUUGCUAUUAAGGCACCAGCAGAAGCUCCACCAGGCUGGCGCUGCCUCCUCCCGGCCCAGAAAUGGUCGCCGCGAGAGCACAACGGGCAUCCCGCCCAACGGUGCCGCGAACCGAGUGCGUAAGAACUCAAUCGCAAAUGGCGCGAAUGGAGCUGUGGGAGGCGGAGCACCGACUGCACGCCCACGAGCAAACACCAUAAGCCAUAUUGAUGCUGGUGCUUUGAAUAAUCUGCUGGCCACGCACAAUACCACAUCUGCGAGAAGCCCCGGCAUGCCUAUGAGCCAUGGUCAUGGUCAUGGCCAUAGCCACCACCCAAGCCUCUCGGGCUUCCCUGGCUCCCACAGCUUUGAUUUCCGCGGAAUGCAGACCACAAUGGACCACUCAGGCCACCACGGCUUGCCGAAGAUCGACACGCAUCUGGGCAUGGGCAUGGGCGGCGGCCUUCGAACGGCCCCUAUUCCAGGCUUUGAUCACAUGAUGGAUCUGGAUAAGCUAUUUGCGUCCGGUUCGACCGUCAACCCCGCACAAUUACACUUCAGCGGUUCUUUGGGUACGCCGGCCUCUCCCUUCGGCACAUACCCCCCUUUCUCGGCCAGUGCUGGCAUCGAGGAAGAUGAUUUCGACUGGAUGGUCGGCUUGGAAACCUCCCUCAACCUGAAUGCUGGCUCCAACAAUGAGGCCGCCGUGGAUGAGUCGUCCCCUUCGGCAAUCAGCACCGCAAGCCAAAGCGGUUUCAGCGAGGUCAUGCUCGACGGAUCGAACCAGCCUGCGCACACCACAAGCUCUGUGUGGCAAGGCUCGUUGAACGCAACCUCGAUGAUUGACACCAGCUCGAUAUCGCUGGAUGCGAUGAACGCCGUCUUUCCAGAACUCAUGGAUCCGUUGAGCACCGUCUCUCCAAAGCAGCUGCAAGACCAAAACGGCGGGCAGGAAAUGUACUUUUCCUCGCCACCGCCGUUGAACUCGAUGAGCCCGACUGCAGGCAUUCCUGGAAUGCCCAAUCAAUACUUCCACCCACCGACUUUCAACUCUGAUAGCACAAGUAUAGCUUCCUCUUCAGUCAACGGCAGUGCUCGCCAGAGCUCGGUGACGUCCGUCUCAACAGAUUCAAUCACUGAUGCCACUCGACAGUCUCUCCUCAUGAGCUUGUCGCAGGCGAUGAAUUAUAAUUCCAAUCAACGGAAGUAUUCGCAGCCGGCUGUCAGCUCACCUCUAUCGCCUGGGCCCCCUCCCACGUCAUCUACGCAGCUUCUUUCGCUGCCAACCACCAGUGACCUCCAACGGUUCGUCAACGCCUACAUUCAAUACUUCCAGCCGCACAUGCCCUUUCUGCACAUUCCGACUCUUUCUUUCGAUUCUUCUCUGUAUUCCACCAACCCGCGUGCUGCGACUUUCGGCCACGGCGGUGGCGUUGGCGGCGGCGAAUGUUUGAUACUGGCCAUGGCUGCCAUCGGGGCGCUCUACGAAUUCGAACAUGCUGCGGGCAAGGAACUGUUCGAAGCCGCGAAGAAAAUGAUCUUGUUCUACCUCGAUGAGCGUCGCCGGGCAGAUGUGGCAGCAGCUAUCAACGGCCUCAAUCCGAUGCACGACACGAGCAAUCACACAACCCCCCUCUGGCUUGUGCAGUCGAUGUUGCUCAACCUCAUCUACGGCCACCAGUGCGGCGAUAAACAAGCCAAUGAUGUCGCGUACACUCACUGCGCUGCUCUUGUUAGCCUAGCGAAGGCCGCAAAUCUGGACCAGCCCAUGGACGACAACGCCAAUGGAUCCAACGCGCGUAACCACGGCGAUGAGAUCGACAUGAGCGACGACAGUCAAACUCCCAAUCACUGGGCGAAUUUUGACGACCACGCACAGUGGAUCCGGUGGAAGACACAAGAAGAACGCAAGCGAACGCUGUACGCCGUGUUCGUGCUCUCAAGUCUCACGGUCAUUGGGUACAACCACGCUCCUAGGAUUUUGAAUUCGGAGUUACACUUGGAUCUUCCGUGUGAGGAGGAUUUGUGGGCUGCGGACAACGCGCAAGCAUGGGCAGCGUUGGGUGGCCAACAAGCCGCUACCCAGAAAGGUAUCGCCUUCGCUGAUGCGCUGACUCAUUUGCUUACAGCAAGUGAGCGCCAGAGAUCAAGCACGCAGGGUAGCUCUACCUGUCGCGAUGAAUUUCGUGGGAGCGUUCUAAAGCCGAGCACUUUUGGUUGCUACGUUUUGAUCAAUGCUCUCCACGUUUACAUCUGGGAGACGAGGCAGCGCCACAAUGGCCGGCAAUGGACCACGGCCGAGACGGAGCAGAUGCACAAUCAGAUCGAGCCCGCGCUCAAAGCGUGGCAAGCUUCUUGGAAGGCGAACCCACAUCACAGCCUGGAAAGACCAAAUCCUUACGGUCCUCUUCCAGCUGACAGCAUCCCUCUUCUGGAUCUUGCUUACGUACGCCUGUUCGUCAGCCUUGCUCGGUCGAAAGAAGGCUUCUGGGCGCGCGACUUCGACGCUAUGGCAGAGGAGUUGGCAAGGGGUGAUGAGAUCAUCCAGCACGCAGAGACGGACUCAGACAGCUCGCCCGACGCCCACUCGAACCGGAACACGGUGCCGAAUAGCUCUCCGGGCGGCAUCAAUACCGCCGCGCCAGAGGUGAUGUCGAACGGUGGCUUUACGUCAGCCAAGUCCUCCAAGCGUGAGCGCCACCUUCGCAAGGCUGCAUUCUAUGCUGCCGAUUCGCUGUCCAUGUCAGACAAGCUCGGUGUCACCUUCGCAGAUUUCACAUCGCGGGAGUUGCCGAUUCAGUCUGCCAUGUGCACGUUUGAUUGCGCACAAGUGCUUGCAGAGUGGGUUGCGACAGUCCAGGAGCGUGUUGGUCGUUACAUGGGCAUUCUAGGCAAGACCGAAAUCGACCUACAUCAAGUUCCAGCGAUCAUGCUUCUGGAAGAAGAAGACACCAAGCUUUUGCAGAAGAUCGAGGAGAUCCUGAACAACGCGGAGAUGAAGAUUACGUUCGAUACUGGAAACAUGGGCUCGCCGGCCGGCAUCGGCCUCCCGGCCCUCACUAAUUACGGUUACGGAAGCAAGCUCCUCAUGGUCACGGCUUAUAUGUUGGAGCAUGCUGCCGUCUGGCCUGUGACUCAUGUUAUGGCGCGCGCGCUCGAAGCUCACGCCAAUCACGUGCACGCUAGAGCCGAGAGUUCCAUCACUGCUAAAGCGACACGGUGA